This is a messenger RNA of Dioscorea cayenensis subsp. rotundata (Guinea yam), 2892 nucleotides long. RefSeq names its product ultraviolet-B receptor UVR8. Lineage: Eukaryota; Viridiplantae; Streptophyta; Magnoliopsida; Dioscoreales; Dioscoreaceae. The transcript has 6 exons. The record is from RefSeq and is a predicted model, not a curated record. Bases 1201 to 2805 code for a protein of 534 amino acids.
GAGAAAAAAAAACCCAAGUUUUCAUCUUUCUUCAUCUCCUUCCCCUUCGAUUUCUCCUCCCCAAUUUCUUCCGAUUUUUCUAUAGAUUUGAUUCCAUUCUCCUACUUUCCUUGAAACCGUCCUCAAAAUCUUGUUUUUUUUUUCUUAUUUUUUGAGUAUUUGAUCGGAGAAAACGGGGAACAAAUGUGUGGAUAAGGGGAGUUCUGGCAGUGGUGGAGUAGGAGUUCGCAGAUGCAGCUGGGAUCGCUCGAUUUGGUGGAGUUCUAUUCUUGUUUGACCUCCGCUUCUGGUUUUUUGCCAUGAUCUGUUUCGUUUCGGAUGAUAGAUUGGGCCUUUUGUUGAAUUCUUGUGUUUUUGUUUCCUGAUUAUGGAUUAGGGUUCUCUGAUUUCUGUUUUUACGCUGCUUUCUCUGAAAUUUUCUGUGUUUUUGUUCAAAUUGGUGUUUUUGAUUCGUUUUAAGAAGCUCUUCACUCGGUUGUAGAGAUCUGAUCUGGAAAAUGGUUGCUUUUUCAACAAUCUCUGUUGGAAACGUGACGACUGUAACUUCUUAGCUUGUUUGUCAAAUUGGAAAUCCAAAAAUCAUACUUUUUUUAUUAUUAAUUUUUAUUUUUUGUCUGUUGAAAUGUGAUACUUGAUGAUCGGAUUUCGAUUUUUUAUUUUCAGAAAAGCAAACUUUUGCGAGUGGAAUUCCUUUUCUUGGAUGUGUUUUUCUCUCAUCCUGGAAUAUGCUUUCUUUUCUUAAUGGUUUUUUCUCAUUGGGUUGUGGAUCUUUGGUUUCCAAUCUCUCCCUUCUUUGGUUCACCUUCCCUUUUUUAUAUUCCAAUUGGCUUGCUUCCAAGUUUGUCAUCUUAGAGAUUGCCUCAAGCUCACACUUUGGUUGCUAUAGUCUUAUAUGAUUUAUUCUUAUAUGAAAGUUUUGCUUCUUCUUUUUAUUUUUCACCAUAUGAUCUGCUUGGAUGCUAAUUCUUCUUCUGUUAACUUAUAUGUUUUUCUCUUACAAAUGUGUUAUGUGAUUAUAAGCAUUAUGUGAUUACUUUCAGCAAUGCAAAAUGCAAUGAAUAUAGGUUUUAUGAUCAAUAUCAGCUGACUUGACUAGUACGUUGUCAAAACUACUUCACAGAAGAACACUUCUAACGAAUACUUUAUCACAAACUCUUUUCAUUGUACGCCCCGGGGCACUGCAAACGCAAGCAGUGCCCAAUGGAUGCCACUACUAGUGGAGCCACUCCUCCCAUUCAAUACCAUAACAUCAUAGACCAGCCCCUUUCCCUCAUCACCCCGUUGCAGCAAACGUUCCAACGCUUGCAACGCCAUUGCUUUGGCAAUUUGACUCCUGGUGAAUUCCCCUUGGCUGCAAACCCUUCCAUUGUUCUCCAUGUCCUUACUGCUUGUGAUUUGGAACCUGAGGAUCUAGCCCAUUUAGAGGCUACGUGCUCUUUUUUCAAGCAGCCUGCCAACUUUGCACCUGACUUUGAACUAUCCAUAGCAGAGCUUGCAGCAUUGGACAUGUGCCAAAAGAGAGCCAUCUUCAAACCCUUGUCACUUGAGGAAAGAGAUGUUUUAAAACAAAGGUGUGGGGGUUCUUGGAAACUUGUUCUAAGGUAUUUGCUGGCAGGUGAAGUUUGUUGCCGCCGAGAGAAGUCUCAGGCGAUUGCUGGCCCUGGACACAGCAUUGCUGUGACGUCCAAAGGGGCGGUAUAUACUUUUGGUUCCAAUAACUCUGGCCAGCUUGGCCAUGGCACCCUGGAAGAGGAAUGGAGGCCGCGUCUCAUCAGAUCACUGCAAGGCAUCAGGAUCAUUCAAGCAGCAGCUGGAGCUGGAAGGACAAUGCUGAUCAGUGAUGCCGGCCGGGUUUAUGCGUUCGGAAAAGAUUCCUUUGGAGAAGCUGAAUAUGGAAUGCAAGGAUCUAAGCUUGUGACAACACCACAGCCCGUAGAAUCAUUAAAAGACAUAUUUGUUGUUCAAGCAGCAAUCGGAAAUUUUUUUACCGCGGUUCUGUCUAGAGAGGGCAGGGUGUAUACUUUCUCUUGGGGAAGUGAUGCAACACUUGGCCAUCAAACUGAUUCAAAUGACUUGGAGCCUCAUCAACUCAUGGGCCCUCUCGAGCACAUUCCAGUGGUACAGAUUGCUGCUGGCUACUGCUAUUUGCUUGCAUUGACAUGCCAACCGAGUGGCAUGUCAGUGUAUUCUGUUGGCUGUGGGCUUGGGGGAAAGCUCGGACACGGUUCUAGGACAGAUGAAAGGUAUCCAAGGCUCAUCGAGCGGUUUCAGGCUUUGAACUUGCAGCCUGUGGUGGUUGCAGCAGGAGCUUGGCAUGCAGCUGUUGUGGGACGAGAUGGGAGGGUGUGUACCUGGGGAUGGGGUCGUUAUGGCUGCUUGGGCCACGGGAAUGAAGAGUGUGAGUCUGCCCCCAAAGUAGUGGAAUCUUUAAACAAGAUAAAGGCAGUCCAUGUUGCCACCGGCGAUUACACAACCUUUGUGGUCUCACAGGAUGGAGGUGUCUAUUCAUUUGGGUGCGGUGAAUCUUCUAGUUUGGGUCAUGCCACUGCCAUAGAUGGACAGGCAAAUCGGCAUGGGAAUGUGCUCAGCCCACAAUUAGUUACUUCACUGAAGCAAAUCAAAGAGAAGGUGGUGCAGAUCAGCCUCACCAACUCAAUAUACUGGAACGCGCACACAUUCGCUCUGACAGAUUCCGGCAACCUCUAUGCAUUCGGGGCUGGUGACAAGGGGCAGCUCGGCAUUGAACUCCUUGCCCAGCAGAGUGAAAGAGGUGACCCAGAGCGGGUUGACAUCGACCUCAGUUAGUUCUCCAAGUUGUACUAUCCAUUUCAUCAAUCACCAAACAAUGCUACUCUUCUCAUCCACCUUAUUAUUGUUCAUAGCUCUUUCUCA